AUGGCCGGUUUUUGUGAGGACAAACAGCUGUGCCUUUACCUAUAUGGGGGGCUAGCACUGGGAGGGCUUCUGUUCCUGGUUGUGGUCAUUCUGUCCACCUGUCUGUGUUGGCUCCAUUGUAGAGUAAAGAGGCUGGAGAAGAGCUGGGCCCAGUCCUCAGAGCAGGAACUCCACUAUGCAUCUCUGCAGAGGCUGCCAGCACCAGGAGGUGCUGAAGGGCUGGGCCUUGGUGACAGAGAUGGAGAUGAUGCCAAGGAGGGCCUUAGUACUGAGUAUGCCAUCAUUGCCAAGAAAAAACCCAGCUGA
Messenger RNA from Chrysochloris asiatica (Cape golden mole), 306 nucleotides. RefSeq names its product leukocyte specific transcript 1 (gene LST1). The transcript has 4 exons. Gene Ontology annotation, cellular component: membrane. NCBI's taxonomy places the organism in Eukaryota, Metazoa, Chordata, Mammalia, Afrosoricida, Chrysochloridae. Gene Ontology annotation, biological process: immune response; dendrite development; cell morphogenesis. The record is from RefSeq and is a predicted model, not a curated record. Bases 1 to 306 code for a protein of 101 amino acids.